UCGUGGUUUGUAGUGGACAUUUUGAUGAUGUUGCCCUGUUUUUAUAUACAUGUAUGAGGUCGAAAACAUGCCGAAACUGUCUGAAAUAAACCUUACGGACAAGUGCAGACCAGAGAGUCUGUGGUCCGCUGCAGAUGUUUGGAUAAAGAAACCACAUGUUGUUAAUAAGAGGCUGUGUGGAGUGACAGAGUCAGAGUACAGGGACGUGGACACUGCGGGACUCAAGCAUUUCAUAUCCACUCUCUUGAGGACCAAUAUUGACAUUAAUGAUAUGUUUUACUUUCUUGACGCCGAUAUUGUGCAUAAGGAGCAUGAAACAGCAGGACGCUGGUGUGUUGGAGUCAGAACCAUCAUUCCUAAAGUACACAAGACAGAGAAGUGUGUGUUCAAAGAAAUUAUCAUUAAAGACAUUAUUGGAAACGCAGUGACAUUCAUCCCUUUUGAAGAGAACGGGCAAGUGACUCUCAAGAGCAGUAACAUUUAUCAAAUCCAGCUGCAACUGAAGUCAGAGGUCUGGACUUUGUCUCUUCAUGCUCUGAGGCCCGAGCAGUGGUACAGUGAUGGAGUGGCAUACCCUAAACUGUCCUGGCUCUGUACUGAACUCCUGCCUAAACUAUCACGCUGGGCUCUAGAGAGCAAGACCAGUGAGUUUAAGAGCACCCUGUCUCUCGUACCAGUGGAGAAGUACAGCAUCCUCUACCAGCAGCUGAAAGAGAAGUACAAAGAAUUAGUGAAGGUCUGGCCUGAAGUUACUGAUCCGGAGAAGUUUGUGUUUGAAGAUGUUGCCAUUGCUACAUAUCUGUUGGUCUUGUGGGGUGAGGAGCGUGUUGAAAAGGGAACAACAACCAAACAGUCCUUUGUUGAUCUUGGCUGUGGAAACGGCCUCCUGGUUCACAUAUUAAAUAAAGAAGGGCAUCCUGGAAAGGGCAUUGACAUUCGGAAGAGGAAGAUCUGGGACAUGUAUGGACCUGGUACACAUCUAGAGGAAAAUGCCAUCACACCCAGCGAUGGCUUCCUCUUCCCCACCACAGACUGGCUAAUUGGAAACCACUCAGAUGAGCUUACACCAUGGAUCCCCAUUAUAGCAGCCAGAUCUUCUUACUCGUGCCGCUACUUUGUGCUUCCCUGCUGCUUCUUUGACUUCUUUGGGAAAUACCAGCGCAGACAAUGUAAGAAGUCACAAUAUAAGGAGUACAUCGAUUUUAUCACUGAUGUCAGCAUAGAAUGUGGCUUCCAUACAGAGGAGGACUGCCUUCGGAUCCCCUCCACUAAACGGGUAUGCAUCAUAGGCAGAUGUAGGAGUUACGCCGAGGCAGAUGAGGCUGUAAUAGAAGAGAGACGAAGUGAUUAUAUCAGAGGGCGUCAGGCCUUAUUCACAAGCUCAGGGGUGAACAUGAGUGCCAAUCAAAGUGGCCAUGAUCACCUUGAGAAUGGACGGAGCAUCCCAACUGCAGCGAGUGACUGGGUAAAUGGCUUCCAGCCGAGAGAGAAGAUUGAGUCUGUCAGAAAUUGUGCGGCCCUUCCGAGGGAUUUUGUGGAUGCAGUGGUUCUGAGGGUGGCAAAGGCCUUGCUGAGUCAGACUGAGGAAAAUGUGGAGAAAAAUGAUAGCUGUGAUACGUGGAACACAGGAGGCAGUCUGUUGAUUAGUGAAGUAGCUGACCUCCUGGAUCAGUCCACUUUACAGGCACUAAAGAAAGAGUGUGGAGGUCUCCAAACACUGCUAAAAAACAACCACCAGGUGUUCAGAGUGGAGGGUGGAAGGGUCUUUAUUCGGGAUUGGAGAACUCAUGCAACAGCACAGAGCUCUAGAGUGAACUCCAAACGCAAACCGCCCCCCGCAGGUGCCCUGAAGACCCGACUCUGCUGGUUCCACACCCACCAUCCCCAUGGAUGCCCACUACCCUUUGAGAAUUGUGCCUUUGCUCAUGGUGAGACUGAGUUGAGACCUUCCACAAAGCCCCCCAAAAAUCGGACCUGAACAGAAGCCUUUUUUCUUAUAAAGUUUAACUUGAUUUUUGGAGAAAGAACAGAAUGCAAAAAGACUUUGGUUCAUUUCUGUUUUAUUUUCAAUAAUCCACUCAUUAUCCAAAGUGGAGCUUGUUUUAAGAUGUACAUUUUUUACUUAAUUUUUUUUUUUUUAAAUGAAAGGAUCUGAAUUUGAAUAUAUAUAUCCGUUUUAUGAGAAACAUGUAAAAAUGAACGUUUCUAGACACAUCCAUCAGAUGUCAUUUUUCAAUACAUUUUCUGAUAUGCAAAGAGAUCCUUCGACUUUUGGCAGGCUUGUGUUGAGAGAGGGCAUGUGCAGUGUAAAUGUUAGGGGCAUGAAUAAUUUGGAGGGCCACAUGGGGGGUUGGACCUUGUGGGUCACUACCCCUCCACUCAAAUGUCAGAGGACAGGAUGUCAAUCGAGGUCACAUUUUUUGUUGUACAUCAUGGAUGCAGAUAAAUACAUCUGAUUAAUUCAAACAGAGCAAACAUUUACACAGCAAAAAUGGCAAAUGCAUAAGAUAAGAUAAUAUAGAUCUGAAUA
Xyrauchen texanus (razorback sucker) is the source of this 2530-nucleotide messenger RNA. It is a transcript of the gene trmt44, whose product is annotated as tRNA methyltransferase 44 homolog. Gene Ontology annotation, molecular function: metal ion binding; tRNA (uridine) methyltransferase activity. Lineage: Eukaryota; Metazoa; Chordata; Actinopteri; Cypriniformes; Catostomidae. The record is from RefSeq and is a predicted model, not a curated record. The coding region runs from base 50 to 1978 and encodes 642 amino acids. Gene Ontology annotation, biological process: tRNA methylation. The transcript is spliced from 11 exons.